This is a messenger RNA of Caenorhabditis briggsae, 954 nucleotides long. It is a transcript of the gene Cbr-mec-2, whose product is annotated as Protein CBR-MEC-2. The transcript is spliced from 8 exons. Lineage: Eukaryota; Metazoa; Nematoda; Chromadorea; Rhabditida; Rhabditidae. Bases 1 to 954 code for a protein of 317 amino acids. Gene Ontology annotation, cellular component: plasma membrane. The record is from RefSeq and is a predicted model, not a curated record.
AUGAAAACACGAGAAACAGUGACCACGACAAGUGGUUCUGAGUCGUCACCGAAGACAACGAUAUUGCCAGCAAAAAAGGAUUAUUUCCAUGUUGAAGCCAAUAUCCAAAAUGAAUUUGGAGUCUGUGGAUGGAUCCUCACCAUUCUCUCCUAUCUCCUCAUCUUCUUCACUCUCCCGAUUUCGGCAUGCAUGUGUAUCAAGGUGGUCCAAGAGUAUGAAAGAGCUGUUAUUUUCCGUCUUGGUCGUCUCAUGCCAGGUGGCGCCAAAGGACCAGGAAUCUUCUUCAUUGUCCCUUGCAUCGAUACCUACCGAAAAGUUGAUCUUCGUGUUUUGUCUUUCGAAGUCCCACCCCAAGAAAUUCUGUCCAAGGAUUCUGUGACUGUCGCUGUCGAUGCUGUUGUCUAUUUUCGAAUCUCCAAUGCUACAAUCUCGGUCACCAAUGUCGAAGACGCCGCUCGCUCCACGAAACUCCUCGCUCAAACCACCCUUCGCAACAUUCUCGGAACCAAGACUCUCGCCGAAAUGUUGUCCGACAGAGAAGCCAUCUCUCAUCAGAUGCAGACAACUUUGGACGAGGCUACUGAGCCAUGGGGAGUGAAAGUCGAGAGAGUCGAAGUCAAGGAUGUUCGUUUGCCAGUUCAACUUCAGAGAGCGAUGGCUGCCGAAGCUGAAGCCGCUCGUGAAGCUAGAGCCAAGGUUAUUGUUGCCGAGGGAGAACAGAAAGCUUCCAGAGCUUUGAAGGAAGCUGCUGAAGUUAUUGCCGAGAGCCCAUCUGCUCUCCAACUCCGCUAUCUACAAACCUUGAACAGUAUCUCUGCUGAGAAAAACUCAACCAUCAUCUUCCCAUUCCCAAUCGACCUUCUGAGUGCCUUCCUUCAACGUACCCCACCAAAAGUUGAUAACAAUUUCGCAUUUCCAACACAAAAAUCCGGCGGAAUCCCGUCCACUUCCUGA